AUGGGCUUGAGUUUCACCAGCCUAAUCACCUUGCUGUUUAGUUUGUACCUAUGUCAUUCUAUGUAUCAUUUUUAUUUAUUAUUUACCCCCGAAACAUGUGCAGACAAGACCAAGAAUUGUAAAUUGCCAUUCUUUGAACCUUCCGAUGAUGGCAAGUUCCCACUCCUUCAGCUCAGGGUGUACACAAGCGCUUCUCAUGACCGAUUAGGUUCAUUAGUUUUGAAGAACGACGAAUUCCAACUGGCAGACUCUAGCCAAUUUAAAGUAAAUAUUACUCUUCCUGGGUCGACUAGAAACAAUGGAUCUCUUUACGUCUUUUCAUUCCUUUUACCCCAGAGUUACAAUGGGGAAAACCCUCAAUCAGCUCAAUGGUCUGUUCUUCAACAAAGCAAAAUUACAACUUACCGAGUCCGGGAAGCUGAGACUUUCAAAUUAAUAAGUGAUGAUUCGACAGAAACGAAUGUUACCACAAAGAAGAACCUCUUAGCUGAGAAACCCGUUUCCUUUCUCAGGACCGUGGUUCCUUUAACAGGGUGUUCAGAUGCUCCUUACUUGGCUGCUGAUAAAAUCCCAGGGGAAAUUAGAUAUUUGAUGAAUGCUCACGGUAAAGGAUCAAAAGCCAAGUAUUUACCAAUUUUCUAUUUGGAUAGCCUCAGUUUUAGAAACAAAGAUUUAGCUGAGAUCAAACGCGACAUGAAGACAACUGAAGUAACUAUUGACUAUCGACCAAGUUCCAUGGGAAAGUUAAGACUAUUAGUGGCUAUUCUCGAAUCCAUGGAACAACUGAAGCGCAUGGGUUUCUUAGAGAAAGAUAUCGAUGAUAUGAAAUCAGUUUUCGUCGACACCAAUCCAUACCUCUUAGCAUUGACGUUUGUUGUUGCAACAGUUCACCUGCUUUUUGACUGUCUUUCUUUCAAAAAUGAUAUUUCCUUCUGGAAACAACGUAAAACAAUGGUUGGCUUAUCCACAAAGGCCGUUUUAUGGAGCAGCUUUUAUCAUACAGUAAUUUUCCUCUACCUGCUGGAUCAGGAUACAAGCUUAUUGGUUUUGGCUCCUUCUGGAGUGUCUGUUUUAAUUGAAUACUGGAAAGUGAAAAAAGCAUUGAAGAUAUCCUUCUCGUUUUCCGGAGGAUUACAAUUUGGUUCACAAUCUGUUGCGGAGAAGGAGACAGAACAGUUUGAUGCACAAGCUAUGCGAUAUCUUUCAUAUGUCAUGAUUCCAUUGUGUUUUGGAGGAGCCGUUUACAAUUUGAUCUAUACCCCUCACAAAUCUUGGUACAGUUGGGUUGUUCAAAGUAUGGCUAAUGGAGUGUAUGCUUUUGGCUUCUUGUUCAUGUUGCCUCAGUUGUUCGUGAACUACAAACUGAAAAGUGUUGCUCAUUUACCGUGGAGAGCUUUCAUGUACAAGGCUUUUAAUACUUUCAUCGACGAUAUUUUCGCUUUUAUAAUAACUAUGCCAACAUCUCAUAGAGUUGCUUGUUUCCGGGAUGAUUUGGUUUUCCUUGUUUAUUUGUAUCAGAGAUACUUGUAUCCAGUUGAUAAGUCCCGAGUUAAUGAAUUCGGAGAGACUGGAGAAGAGGCAACUGAAAAAGACAAAACGGAGUAG
Messenger RNA from Auanema sp. JU1783, 1605 nucleotides. The record is from the annotation of a GenBank genome assembly. Lineage: Eukaryota; Metazoa; Nematoda; Chromadorea; Rhabditida; Rhabditidae.